This is a messenger RNA of Paramecium octaurelia, 1645 nucleotides long. The record is from the annotation of a GenBank genome assembly. NCBI's taxonomy places the organism in Eukaryota, Ciliophora, Oligohymenophorea, Peniculida, Parameciidae.
AUGAUGAAAUUUUUUAUAGUAUCAAUUCUAUUCACAACAUUACUCUCAUGCCAAGUUUAAUAUAACAAUGACAUCAAAUUUGAUUUCAGCAAAGCAUAAGCAAUUAAUUUGGCAUAUGGAAAUGAUGGGAAAUCCUUAUACAUCACCUUGUGCGGACUCUUAAAUUACAAAUGCGAGAAGCCUAAAUCCACUAGAAUUUUAGAAGAAACUAAGUCUGAUUCAUCUAAUACACCCACUACUAAUACUAAUACUGAAACCACAACUACAAAUGAAAAUGAAAAUAAAACAAAUACAGAUGCAGCAAUUGAUACAAAUUAAGAUGGCAACAUUGACAAGAGUAAUACGACAACUUCAACAGAUACUAACACUCCUGUAUUAGAUGAUAAAACAAGCGAAUCUCAAGUCAUCGAAAAUAAAACAAGUGAUGAUAAAGAUGAUGAUGCAAAUGUUCUGAAAUAAGUAGAUAAUGAUUAAACAUAAUCACUUAUUGUUGCAGAAAAGAACACGUGUACUCCUUAUUCUGAAUAAAACAAUGUAGAUGCAAAUCAACUAACUUUAUUGGUUGAAAAUAAACCAUUUUAAGGACUAGUUAUUGAAAGAAGAGGAAUAGUAGAAAAGGAGACCUUUAAAUUAUAAUUGAAAUGCUCUGAAUCAGAUGCAAUGACAGUAGUAGACACUGAUAAAGAUGGAUAUCUAUUCAUCCUAACGACAUCGUCUGCUUGUCCAAUCUUAGUUUAUAAUCCUAUUACUUAAUUCUUUAUUGAUUUCAAAUGGCUAUUCAUCGUAAUUCUUUGGGUGGUUGGAAUAUUCUUCCUACUUUUAGGAUACUAAUUAGCAUAAUUGUCAUCUAUGAUUCUUGCUAUUCUAAUGGGUUUUGGAUUCACAACCAUUGUCAUUGGAGAAGCCACAUUAAAUAGCAACUCUAGUCAUGCAGCAACCUGGGUUGUCAUAGGAUCAGGAGUAUUAGUAGCUUUCAUAUACUUCAAUGCUUCGAUGUAGAGAUUCUUUUUCCUUCUAUUUAAUUUUGGAUUCAGUGUUGGAGUAAUCUUAUCUUUGAUGGUUCAAUCAUUGUUUUAUUAUUCAAUAGAAACAGACUUGAUGUUCUUCCCUUUAUCAAUCUCCAUCAUUGUUUCUGGAGGCAUUUUAGGUUUGCUUGGUCUCAGAUAUAACCUCUAAAUGGGAAUUGUAUCUACUUCAUUAGUUGGAGUAAGUAUAUCAUCAUAAAUUAGGCUUAUUGCUUAAUAAGACCUAUUUGCUUUCUUGUAGGAGGUUACCCAAAUGAAUUAUUGUUGACUAAAUAGGCUGAGUAUGGAUUUGAUAUCAAUAUCGGCUAUUCAGUUUAUGUUUAUAAUGUUGUGAUCAUCUUAGUGGCCAUAAUUUGUGGAGUCUUUUAAAGAAGAUAACAUCUAAAAAGAGUGGCUCUAGACGAUCAAUUAUAGGCUGACAUCAAUUAUUAUGAAAUGGGUAAUGUAGAAGAUGAAGAAAAAUAAGUAAAUUGUGUUACCCUAUUCAAUAGAAAAGAUAAAGUAAAAAUAGUGAUAAGAAUGUGACUGUCAUUUUUGCUAAACAUCUUGAAAAUUAAGGAGAAGAACUUUAAGAUAAGAAACGACACUCUCAUUUAACUGGAAGUGAUAUCAAUGAAUGA